UGAGAAAAUUUGCGGAUUUGAUUACUUUUAAUAAUCAGAUAAAUUGUAUGAAUAAGUUAAUACGAGAAGAAAUGGAAUCACAAUAUGCACCAUUGAGCGAAAGUUGUGCCAAGGCCCUGGCAGACAAGGCUUAUGAGAAGCGUAAAGUUGCUUCACAGGAAAUCGAAAAAAUGGUGACAGAAUUUAAUACGAAAAAUAACACGGUACAGAUACGAAAACUUAUAGAAGUUCUUUCAAAUCAAUUUGCGAUAUCUCGUGAUCCCAAUCGCCGGAAAGGGGGCUUAAUUGGGCUUGCUGCAACAAGCCUAGGAUUAGGAAAAGAUUCGGAACGGUAUGUAGGGGAACUGGUUACGCCAAUAUUAAACUGCCUUAGUGAUCCGGACGUUCGAGUCCGCUAUUUCGCAUGCGAAUCCUUAUACAAUGUUGUUAAGGUAGCUAGAGCUGCCAUUAUACCAUUUUUCCCAGACCUAUUCUCGGCAUUAUCACGAUUAGUGACAGAUUCAGAUCAAAUGGUUAAGGACGGCAGUGAGUUGCUUGAUCGGUUGCUUAAGGAUAUCGUAACUGAGUCUUCACAAAUUUUUAAUCUAGAGGCAUUUAUACCACUUCUUAAGGAACGUAUUUACGUAAACAACUCAUUUGCAAGGCAAUAUGUUAUAUCGUGGAUUUCAAUUUUGAACGCGGUUCCAGAAAUAAAUAUGUUAAUCUAUUUAACUGACAUUUUGGAUGGACUUUUUACAAUGUUAGAGGACAACACAUUAGAAAUUCAACGAAUGUGUGAAACUACUUUAAGUCAGUUUUUAAAAUCUAUCCGAUAUGAUUCUACUUCGGUGCGAAUGGAGGAUACAAUAAACAUACUAAUUAUUCAUGCCCAAUCUACUAAUGAACUUAUUAAGUCAAUCGCUAUAACGUGGAUACGUGAAUUUGUACAAACAUUUGGACCAAAUGUUUUGCCGCAUGCCAGUGGAAUAUUUACUGCGAUAUUACCCUGUCUAGAGUACAACGUGGAAUCUAAGAAAAAUAUCAAAGAAUGUGCAGUUUCGGUAAACAACUCGAUGAUGUCAUUGAUUUCAUCAAAGGAGCACAAGUCAAAAAAUAUUGAAAAAAUAGAUUUACGUUCAGUUAUGGAAGUUUUGUCGCAGUAUUUAACCCAUAAUUCAGUGCACACGAAAAUUGCUGUAUUGAAAUGGAUCCAUCAUCUAUUUACACAUUUCCCCAACGAGAUGUCACCACAUGCAAGCAGUUUAGGUGCUAACUUACUGGGCAUACUAUCAGAUAAUUCCGAUGAAGUCGUACUGCAAUGUCUCUCUGUUUUGGCCAAAAUUUUGAAUUCAACACAUAAUGAUAAUUCCAGGGAUUUCAAUAAAGCGCAUUAUCGAAAAUUCCUUCUAAGUUUGCUGAACUUGUUUAGUGAGGAAAAAAAGUUUUUGGACAAUCGUGCCAGCCUUAUAAUUAGACAGUUGUGUGUACUGCUAAACGCCGAAUAUAUCUAUCGCACCUUUUCUGAAAUCAUUGAUGAAGAAGUUAUUAAAUUUGCAUCAACAAUGGUCCGUUUACUCAACAUGAUACUCUUGACAUCACCUGAAUUGUUUGAACUGCGUAAUUCACUACGAGACAUUACAAAUGAACAUUCCGCAAAUUUAUUUAAAUGCCUUUACAAAAGUUGGGCACAUUGUCCCGUCUCCACACUAUCCCUUUGUUUGUUAACCCAAAGUUAUCAACAUGUAUCGCAAUUGGUUGUACUGUUCGGUGACGUAGAGAUAACUUUAGAUAUCUUGAACGAAUUGGACAAACUGGUACAGCUGAUAGAAUCACCAAUUUUCGCGCCAUUGCGGCUAACUCUGGUUUCAAAAUCGAAUAAUUGUGCAGAUGCUCAACAUUUGGCUCAUGCACUUUUUGGUAUUCUUAUGCUUUUGCCGCAAACCGAUGCUUUUCACUUAUUAAAAAACCGUUUGCAAUGUGUACCAAAAUAUUGGGGCCAAACACCAAUCAAUGAAAGUAAAUCACUGCAACAUCAAAGCAACAUUGACUUUGAAAUAUUGUUGGAACAUUUCAAGAAAGUCCAAAAAGCCCAACGAACUUUACGAAUUCAACAGAGGAGAAAUAUUAUUUUACCUGAAGACACUUAAGUCACAACAUGUCAAUAAUUAAAAAAAUUAUUGGAUUAUUUAUUUUCCAUUAUUAAUUAGGAGCAAAGAUGCCUAUUAUUUUAUUUACGUUAUUCCUCUAGAGAAUAUAACAAAUACAAUACAAAUGUACAUAUGUAUCCAAUAUAAUGUGAUCAUUUAUGUGCACGCAUGUUUUAA
Messenger RNA from Bactrocera latifrons, 2303 nucleotides. RefSeq names its product protein VAC14 homolog. The transcript has 13 exons. Gene Ontology annotation, cellular component: PAS complex; endosome membrane. Lineage: Eukaryota; Metazoa; Arthropoda; Insecta; Diptera; Tephritidae. The record is from RefSeq and is a predicted model, not a curated record. Gene Ontology annotation, biological process: positive regulation of kinase activity; phosphatidylinositol biosynthetic process. Bases 48 to 2126 code for a protein of 692 amino acids.